CAAGUCCAUGGCUUUGGUAGCUAUGGAGCUAUAGCGGCCACGUACCCGAGAAAUAUAAAGACGGCCGCUUUUGCUGAGAUGAUGGACAAUAUCAUACUGAGAAUCCGACUGAAGGAUUGGUUCAAUUAACCAUGCCUUCACUAAGAAACUUCGUCUAUACGCAAUUUCUUGCCAAAAUUUCAAGGCCUACCGCUUCUUUCGAGGAAAAGACUGUAAUUGUUACAGGCGGCAAUCGAGGACUGGGCAAGGAAACGGUGAAACAUAUUGUGAGCCUAGGCGCCAGCAAGGUCAUUAUAGGUUGUCGCAAUGAGACACAUGGCCUCGAGACGAAACAAGAGAUCGAAUCCAUUACCAAUUGCAGCCCGUCCACACUAGAAGUCUGGGAUCUCGACAUAGAGUCGCCUGCGUCUAUCAGGCGCUUUGCGGAACGCGCCAACCAAUUGUCCCGGUUGGAUGUGUUGAUAAACAACGCGGGAAUAUCGGCUUUCAACUUCAAGGUAGUCUACGACACAGAACGCACGCUCGCUGUCAACACUAUCGGGACGUUCUUGCUUGCCUUGCAGCUCAUCCCCAAGCUAAAAGAGACAGCUCGCAAGUACGAAGUGAUCCCUGUCAUGACUACAGUGGCAUCUGCUCUAUACGACAACGCAAAAUAUCCCGAGCAACACGGAGACGACAUUUUUACGUGGUACAAGGAUCCAUCGCAUGUGAAGAAGUUCAACCAAUACAAUUUAUCCAAGCUGCUGCAGAUAUAUACUAUCCAAAAACUUUCCGCUAUUGUGGAUCCACUCGCGAUAGACAGUCCCCGACCGAUCGUAAUCAAUGCCAUGGAUCCAAUGUUCUGCAAAUCCGACCUGGGUAGCGAGGUAACAGGAGCCGUCAAGGUCCUCGGUGGCAUUUUUAGAAACAUCACAGCUCGCACUACUGAGGAAGGAUCGCGG
This is a messenger RNA of Paraphaeosphaeria sporulosa, 941 nucleotides long. RefSeq names its product NAD(P)-binding protein. The record is from RefSeq and is a predicted model, not a curated record. Lineage: Eukaryota; Fungi; Ascomycota; Dothideomycetes; Pleosporales; Didymosphaeriaceae. The annotation marks the transcript as partial. The transcript has 3 exons.